UAUGCUCCCUACAGAAAUAUUUACCUUCUUUGAAGAGUGGUUCCUGUUGAGAAGCGACGUCGAAAAUUGUAAACAAUGGUUAAUUUACACUUUCCAGCAACUCUGACCGAAGAAGAGGAACAGCUUAAACUCAAAUAUGCCAAACUCAAGAAAAAGAAAAAGGCCUUACAGCAGAUGAAAACAGCCAAACCAGAACCACAGGUUGUGAAAGAAAAGGAAGCAGCUAAAAGACCAAUGGAGUCAGCGGGUGAUGCUAUGAUUCAAGCCAAGAAACUUGUCCAGAAAGGGUUGAUAAAAAUAGAAUCUGACACCAGAGAGAAAACAGGCUUCAAGAGGUCAAAAUACUUGGAGAAGAAACUGAAGGAUCCAGAGAAAGCUCCAUCUUCAUCAGUCAGUUUCCAGCCUUUCUCAGCAGCAGCACAACACUCUGAGGAUGAUGAAAAACCAGAGACUUCAACCAGCCGACCUAAAGUGAAAGGGUUGUAUGAGAGUUUUGUCAGCACUGGAAACAGAUAUGAGAGGGAUCGAGAACGUGAUCCUGAGCGUGAACGGCGAGAUUCGCGAGAUGACCGCCGUGAUGACAGACGAGAUAGGGAGCCUCCCAAGAAGGGGCGGACAAUCUACAUCCAUGGCCAUGGCAUCAGUGAAGAAUUGCUGAGGAAGGCUGGUUCCAACUUUGGCAAUGUUGUAAAUAUCUCCAUGGAAACAGACAGGAAUUGUGGGUUUGUGACGUUUGAGAAGUUGGAUUCUGCAGAACAGGCCAUAGCUGAGAUGAACGGAAGUAUGAUAGACAAUGUGCAGCUGAAAGUGUCCUUGGCGAGACGGCAACCUACAUUUGAGACGGUCACCGACCAGUCAGGCCCAAACUGGUCAGCAAUAGCUGCAAACAAUUCUCAGAAGGGAUCUGGUCACAAAGACAAACGGAAUAUGGUUGUGUACAAUGAAGACGAUAUCUUCUGAUCCUCCAAGUCAUGGAGAUUCUCCUUAUAAAAGUAAUGAAGAAAGUUGUAGUGAAACAAAGACAUAUAUACAACCAUCUCAUCGACUGAAAACAACUCACAAAGUACUGACACAGAUUCAGAAGACUUGUCCAGUUGUAAACAGCCCCCAUCCACCAUGAUGCUAAACCUGUUGUGGGCAUCCUAGACUGAACUGGUGAUUGGAUGGACACACUCUGUUAGUUGGUUGAUUGUGUAACAUGCUCUGGGGGACAGGGAAGUGGGCAUGCUAUCGACCACUGGUUUAACUGGUAAAGUCUCAUCUUUUAUGUGUUGCAGUGAUAAUCCUCAAGUAUGUUGAAGUGGGACUGUAAAAUACAAACAAUCCUGCAAGCGGACAAAAUAACAUUGGGCAUUGCUCAUCAGCUGCAUGUUGUUUGUUUUAUGAAUGUUGUUUUCCACAGGGAAUCUGGGCUAGAAUCAGUUCUAUGCUUUUCAUGAAAUGCACCUAACUGGAUUUGGUGGCCAGACUCUAGAACUUGGUUCAACGUAUGUCAGAGGAUGAUGAUGUUGCUCAUUAUAUCGAUCACCUGUUUGUUUGGUCGUGACUGGAUUAUGUUCAGGCUUCAACAUUAAACAACAUUCAACUCUG
This is a messenger RNA of Haliotis rubra (blacklip abalone), 1590 nucleotides long. Its product is annotated as negative elongation factor E-like. The coding region runs from base 76 to 960 and encodes 294 amino acids. Gene Ontology annotation, cellular component: NELF complex. The transcript is spliced from 10 exons. The record is from RefSeq and is a predicted model, not a curated record. NCBI's taxonomy places the organism in Eukaryota, Metazoa, Mollusca, Gastropoda, Lepetellida, Haliotidae. Gene Ontology annotation, molecular function: RNA binding. Gene Ontology annotation, biological process: negative regulation of transcription elongation by RNA polymerase II.